This is a messenger RNA of Sceloporus undulatus (fence lizard), 2086 nucleotides long. Its product is annotated as dnaJ homolog subfamily B member 2-like. Gene Ontology annotation, molecular function: ATPase activator activity; Hsp70 protein binding. Gene Ontology annotation, biological process: positive regulation of proteasomal ubiquitin-dependent protein catabolic process; protein refolding. Lineage: Eukaryota; Metazoa; Chordata; Lepidosauria; Squamata; Phrynosomatidae. The record is from RefSeq and is a predicted model, not a curated record. Gene Ontology annotation, cellular component: cytosol; endoplasmic reticulum membrane.
CUGUCCCUCUGCGGAGCCUGCCACUGUCCUGCCUGCCUCCUUGCCUGCCUCCUUUCCCUUUGACAGCGGAGGAUCCCUGUGGCCGGUAGUGGGCCAUGCUCCAAGCCGGAGGAAGCCUCCUGGAGUGGUGAGGAGGAAACCCUCUUCCCUCCUGUGGAAGCCACCUCUUCUUCUUCUGCUCCAGCAAAACCAGUGGUGAAAAGUUUCCCAGCUCAUCAUAACCAGACACCAUGGUGGAUUACUAUGAGGCACUGGGAGUGCCCCGCAAUGCCUCACCGGAUGAUAUCAAAAAAGCAUACAGGAAGAAAGCUCUGCAAUGGCAUCCUGAUAAACCAGACAACAAGGAAUAUGCUGAGCAGAAGUUCAAGGAAAUAGCAGAGGCCUAUGAGUUGCUUUCAGACAAGAGCAAGCGUGAAGUCUAUGACCGAUAUGGCAAAGAGGGGCUCAUGGGUGCAGGUGCGCCCAGUGGUUCCAGACCUCAUCCAGGACCUGAAUUCACCUUUACUUUCCGCAGCGCCCAUGAUGUCUUCCGGGACUUCUUUGGAGGACGAGAUCCUUUUGCUGACUUCUUUGAUGAUCCCUUCUCAGACUUGCAUGGGCAUGGUCCCCGACAUCCUGCAGCAGGGACAUUCUUCUCAUCUUUUCAAGCAUCACCAGAGUUCUUUUCCCCUACACUUGGUCCUGGGAUGAAUGCAGGGAUGGGCUUCCGCUCUGUCUCCACCUCCACAAGGUUCAUCAAUGGCAAACAAAUCACUACUAAGAGGAUCAUCGAAAAUGGGCAGGAGAGGAUAGAGGUGGAAGAAAACGGGGAGCUGAAAUCAAUCCAGAUUAAUGGUGUUCCAGAUGACUUGGCACUAGGCCUGGAGCUGAGCCGGCGGGAGCAGCAGGCCGUGCAGAACCGUAGGGCAUCAUCAUCGCCCCCAGUGACACUGCCUCAGCGCCCACCUCCAAAGCGCCCGACCCCCAGUUCAUCCCCUGUGAUUUUGUACACAGACAGUGAUGAAGAUGAUGAGGACUUGCAGCUGGCAAUGGCCUACAGCCUGUCUGAGAUGGAGGCUAAGGGCCAGCACAGAGCAGGUGUGUUCUGAGUCUGGAAGAGCCAUGGGGGAUGGCCUCUCUAGCAUUCGUGCUCACAGAAGGCUACUCAAGCCUGGACUUCGCCUGCUGUUCCCCUACCUGAGCUCUGCCCCAGGGGACCAGCAGGUGCCGAGUGUGUGACUUUCUCCCCAUUAGUUCUCUCUGCUGUGUGUCAGGUAGCGCUCACUAGCUCGUGAGGGGCCAGGCUGGCUACAGCCUGCACCAUGUACAAGUAGCUACACUGCUGAUGUUGCUCCUGAAUUAAAAAGAAAAAACUUUUGGGAGGGGGAAGAUUCUCCAGCCCGGGGAAAGCCAAGGCCUCUUUUGCCUAUAUUCUCCUUCACUUCAUUCCCAACACACACUUCACCCUUGUCCAUUGGAAGAAGAGCUCCUGCUAAGGAGUGAAAUGGAUUUGGCUGUGAGGAUGGACACUUGUGCAGCAGGGGUUAAAGGGAGAUAGAAGUAUCAUAUCAACUGGGAGGUGUAGAAUGCAAGGCACCCUUUCAAACAGGUUACUAGUGUGGAGAGCGUUGGCUGCUACACAGUGCUGCUUGUGCUUCUAUAGCUGCACAGGUGUAUGUGUGUACGAUGGGAAGAAAGGACAUUGCACAAUGAAGAAAGGGUAGCUUUCAGGUGCAACACCAUCACAGCAUCUCCUUGUGUUAUUGAGGGCCCUAUGCUCUAGCGGCAAGGGCUAGAAACCAAGUCUCCCACAUCCAAACAAAGGCUCUUCUGGACCAGGCUUUCCAUAGACAGACAGUGAACAAGAGCAAGUGAGCACACAGCUGCAGCCUCUUCUAACAGCAUGGAAAGAGAAGGCUGUGGCUGUAUCUCUAACCCCCACCCCAGUUUGGGAAAUCCUCUGUCUAAAGUAACAGGGCUACAAUUAAUACAUAGCUGUUCAACAUGUUUGUAACUUGGGAGAGCAAGACUGAUCUCAUUUGUAACUCAAAAGUGCUGGCCUGGCAUAGAACAAAAAGCAUUUAUCAAUAAACCUCUUUGCAAUUAA